Saccostrea echinata is the source of this 651-nucleotide messenger RNA. RefSeq names its product ryncolin-1-like. The coding region runs from base 1 to 651 and encodes 216 amino acids. The transcript is spliced from 4 exons. The record is from RefSeq and is a predicted model, not a curated record. NCBI's taxonomy places the organism in Eukaryota, Metazoa, Mollusca, Bivalvia, Ostreida, Ostreidae.
AUGUCUCAGGCGACCAUGUUUUCUCGGAGAUAUGCCAGAAACCUGUACUUUGAUAAUAAAAAGUCGGACCACGAACUUUUAGGAGAGUAUUCUAUAUCGUUUAAAGACUGCGCAGAGAAGUGUCGUAAAGAUUGUGGAGUCUUUGGAUAUAAUGAUGGAUUGAAGAAGUGCCGGCUCCACAGGAAUCUCAACACUUCUUUGGUGUCUGAGGAGGCAGGCUGGAAAUAUUUUUUUCAUUAUCUUUUACCUGUAGAUUGUAAGGACCUCCUUGAUAAUGGUCACAAUUAUACAGGUGUGUACGACAUCUAUCCCUAUGGUACCAGCUCCCUCCCUGUAAGAGUGUACUGUGAUUUGGAGACAAUGGGCGGAGGAUGGACGGCAUUUCAAAUGAGAAAAUACGGAUCCCCGAGCUUUGACAGGAAUUGGGCAGACUACAAGAAUGGUUUUGGUGAACCGGAAAAGGACCUCUGGAUCGGAAAUGACGUGAUCCAUCAAUUAACAAAGAGAGCGGCCUCAUCCCUCUAUGUUUCUAUCAAACUAGAGAAUGGUACCAGACUGUACGAGAUGUAUGAUCGCUUCUCCAUUUCCAAUGAAACAGAGAAGUAUAAACUCUUUCUGGCGGGACCUGCCACGGGAACCCUAGGUAUGUAA